Messenger RNA from Moesziomyces antarcticus, 3342 nucleotides. RefSeq lists its product as uncharacterized. The coding region runs from base 1 to 3342 and encodes 1113 amino acids. The transcript has a single exon. Gene Ontology annotation, molecular function: protein binding. NCBI's taxonomy places the organism in Eukaryota, Fungi, Basidiomycota, Ustilaginomycetes, Ustilaginales, Ustilaginaceae. The record is from RefSeq and is a predicted model, not a curated record.
AUGGGCGCGACUAAUUGGCCGCCGCCGCCCGCUCUAUCUAAGCAGUUGCUCAGCAGCGCCGGCCAAGAUGGAGCCGCCUCUUCCCGUUGCAUUCGCACAUUCGCACAUUCGCACAGUCGGGCCCGAACUUCCGCUUCCUCAACCCCCACACACUUCCCCACCGCGACCACGGCUUCUUUCAUCAACACCACCCCUCGAGGCACCAAGCGUCGUCAACGUCGUCGUCGUCGUGCAUACAGUGGUCUAUAUACCCACCAUCAUCACCCCCUCCCCCCCUCCGGUCCACUUUGGUACUCCGCAGCCAUGGCCUCGCCCAAGUCGGUCGAUCGCGUCUGGGCGCUGCACGACUUUGAGGCCGAGAACCCAGACGAGGUGUCGUUCAAGGCGGGCGAGUGCAUCCUCGUCGUCGAAAAGGACGACGAGUACGGCGACGGAUGGUGGCAAGGCACCAACGAGCACGGCCACACCGGCCUCUUUCCUUUCACCUACACCACCCUCGAUCGCACGCUCGCUCUCACCGCAACAAAGUCCGGCAACGCAACCCCGGAUGCGCUCGGCACUCCGCACGGCGCCAUCGCCUCGACGCAGCCCGGCGUCAUGCACUCCACCAUGGCCGACAUCGACAAUGCCCUCACAGAACUCCAGGGCGACCGCAAGCCCGCCAGCAUAAACCACGCCGCUUCUUCCACCGCCACCGCCAACAACCCCGCCGCCGAUUCGUCGCGCGCCUCCUUCACCAGCGAGCGCACCGACGCAGAGUCCGACAACCUCGCCGAGGAGUCCGACGACUUUGCCAGCCGUUCCGUCGCUGCACGUGCCGCGCUCGCCGCCAACGCACAGAAGAACCUCGCCAACAACGCACAUCGCGAAAAGCAGGAGGAGCAGCGCAUGCGUGCGCAGGCGCAGCGCCAGUUCGAAGAGGAGGAGGCGCGUCAGCGCGAGCUUCUGCUCGAAAAGGAAAAGGAGCGCCAGGCCAAGCUCGCAGCCGGCCACAUCGACCCCGCCGACGAAAAGUCCAAGGCCGCCCCCAUCGCAGGCGUCGACAUGAGCGACGAGAGCGACAGCGAGGGCUCCGUAGGCCCGCUCGACGACUUUCAGGACAAGACCCACAGCCCGCUCUUUGGCAACCUCGCUGCCACCCCCACCGAAGGCGUCGCCGCGCGCGAGAUCCAGCCCCCCACCUCUAGCCUUCAGGGCAUUGUGGAGGACGACGCCAAGAUCCAGCCUGCCUCUCAGCCAAUCGCUCCCAUCCAAGCCGCGACAGCAUCCACCACGAUUAGUACUACAGACACGCCCGCAGCACCCGCUCCGCUCACUUCGGACGACUUUACCUCGGCCGUGACUCCGGACGCUCCCACCACCGCUGACACGGCCGACGAGCCAGCUUCCUCCCACAUCCCCGCCAUCGCCGCCGGAACUGGUGCGAUCGCUGUCGGUGGCGCAGCCGCCGCGUUGGCUGCCGAAGCUGCGCCACCUGCUGCUGACGACUCGACGCGCUCCGUCGCAGGAGACAGCACGCGCACCGGCACCGAGGCCGGCACGGGCGCCACGGGCACCGCCACCGCCGCCACCUCGGUCGCAGCCACGCCCAACGACGACGCCAUCCCCGCAGCGCCGACUGCCAAGCCUCCCGCUGCGGCCUCGGCCAGCCUCACGGGCGAUCCGACCGAGUGGGGCGUCGACCAGGUGGUCGAGUGGGCACGCUCCAAGGGCUGGGACGAGGCGGCGGUGGUGAGCAAGUUGCGCAACCACGAGAUCUCGGGCGACGUGCUGCUCGAGAUGGACAUCAACAUCCUCAAGGAGAUCGACAUUGUGGCGUUUGGCAAGCGCUUCCAGGUGGCCAAUGGCAUCAAGGAGCUGCGUGCCCAGGUGCCUGGGGCCGUCACGACGCCAGGCGCCUCGCAGCCUGCGCACGACGGUCUGGGUAGUCCGGCGAUCAUCGCUCCCGCGGCGGCUGGUAGUGCGUCGGGUACGCCGUCGUACUCGCCGUACAAUGCCGGCUCGCACAGCGGCAGCAAUGCCGACGGACGCAGCCUGAGCGCACGCAUGGCCGAGACGAGCCUCGACCAGAGCUACGGCCCCGGCUCGAGCCGGCCGGGCAGCUAUGGGGGCGAGCGCGACUCGUUUGGGCCCGCGCAGGCGGCCUACGGGGGCGCGGCGGGCGUGGCGGCGUGGCAGGCGCAGCAGGCGGGACAGGGCCAUGCCGCGCGUGUGCCGAGCGGCGACGUACCGCUCUCGCCCACCGCCGCAUCGCAAUUCGGCGUGAGCUCGAGGUAUGCGCCAUCGAGCGGCACGUACGACGACAAGCUCGGUGCGCUGCCGUCGUCGCCGCGCAAGCGCGAGUCGACGGGCUCGGCGGGUGCGUCCGAGAAGAACAACCGCUCGAGCUUCUUUGGGCUCGGCCAGAGGAAUCGCAAGCCGCCACCGGCGGGUGUGGCCGGAACCUCCGGUGCACCCGCAUCCAACGCCGGCGACGAUGAGCGCAGCAACAAGGGCACACUAUCGCGUCUGGGCUUUGCGCGCAGCUCGAGGAACAUCAGCUCGCAGUCGUCGCAGUCCAACUUCAAGGACCAGAUCUCGCUGCCCACUUCGAGUCCGCACUUUGAUGCCAAUGGCGACACGGUGCGUCGACAGCGACAGUCUACGGGUAGCGGUACCGUUCUUGCCUCGCCUGCGACGAACGGUGAGAUGGGGAUGGGCAUGUCGCCAUCGGCACGACCGACUUCAAUUGGCUCGGCGGGUGCAGAAGCGCCUUCUGCUGCCGCUGCGACGUCGGCUGGAGUAGGGAAUGUUGCAGCAAGUGGGCCUGUGAUGUCGCGCAUUCAGCCGGUGGAUUUGGAGGGGUGGAUCAAGAAGAAGGGCGAGCGCUACAACACAUGGAAGCCCCGCUACCUUGCACUCAAGGGCCCCGAUCUGGUGAUUCUUCGCGAUCCGCGCGCCGAGAAGAUCAAGGGCUACGUGAAUAUGAAGGGCUACAAGGUGAUUGCGGACGAAAACACCAAUCCGGGCAAGUACGGAUUCAAGAUUUUGCACGAGACCGAAAAGCCGCACUACUUUUCGUCCGAGGAUCCCAUCCUGGUGCGCGAGUGGAUGAAGGCGCUCAUGAAGUCGACCAUCGGUAGGGACCAUUCGUUCCCGGUUAUUUCGAGCUACAACAACGCCACGAUUAGCUUGAAGGAGGCUCAGAGGAUGAAUCCACCCCCGAGACCGCCCAGUCCAACGAGUAGGGCUAGGACACAGAGGGCAAAGGCUAGACCCAACCCCGAACAGCUCACUGCCAGGGAUGCGGCGAUUUUGAUGAACCUCACCUCCGGUCAACCCACCAAGCCCGAUGAUCUGUAA